UUGGGAAGCAAGCAGAGUUUUCCAUCACCGUAAAACUCUUUCAACCCCAAAGGGCCACCGAUUUCCUACGUGCAGUCUGACAUGAAUCUCCACUCUCUUUUAUUACACGGGGAUCGGCGUUUACGGUAAGGAACGGAAGCGUGAACUGAAGCAUGGCCCAAACAAGAAUAUGUUUAGUCGUGUUUUUCGGUACUGCCUAUCUUUUCUGUACUGUGAAUGCUCAGUAUGAGAAAUACAGCUUCAAAAGCUUCCCAGCGAACGACCUCAUGCCGCUGGAGUCUGCGUACGGACACGCGUUAGAGAUGUACGCGGCUCAGGACUGGAAGCAGAGCGCUAAAUAUCUGGAGCUGAGCCUACGGCUUCAUCGGCUGCUGAAGGACAGCGAAGCGCACUGCAGUCAGAACUGCAACACCGCCGGCCGGGAAUACGAGGAGAACAACACGGAAACUACCCUCUUGGUUAUGGGGCACAUCAUAAUGCGAGCCGCAUGCCUGAAAAGGUGCAAAACAGACUUUCCCGUGUUUUCUAUAUCAUACCCUAAGCGAGAGACUUUUGGUGCUUUCGAACAGAGAAUACCCUACAGGUACCUUCAAUACGUCUAUUACCAGAUGAAUGAUUUGGAGAGAGCAGUUUCGGCAGCACACACAUAUCUACAGCGAAACCCUGAGGACUCCCUUUUAUCUAGGAGUCUUAACUACUAUAAAAGUCUGUUUGACACAGAGGAAUAUCUUAUAGACCAUGAGGAGAAGCCAUAUGAGGCUUUAUUCUUGAAGGCUGUAAAGCUGUAUAAUUCAGGGGAUUUUAGCAGCAGUGCUCGAGACAUGGAGCUGGCAGCUGCUGAGUAUUUUAAAACAUUCAGCACGUGUUUGAUGUCCUGUGAGGGGUCAUACGAUGUGCAGGAGUUUAAAGACUUCUACCCCACCUUAGCCGAUUUCUAUUUUGAAGUAAUGAAGUGUAAACUAAAAUGUGAGGAAAAUUUGAUUCCAAAUGUUGGUGGUUUCUUUGUGGAAAAAUUUGUUGCCACCAUGUACCACUACAUGCAGUUUGCUUAUUACAAAUUAAAUGAUGUUCGAAAUGCAGCACCGUGUGCAGCAAGCUAUUUGCUGUUUGAUGCAAAUGAUCAAGUGAUGCAGCAGAACAUGGCCUACUACAGAUUCUACAGACAACAGUGGGGACUGGAGGAUGAGCAUUUCAAACCACGACCAGAGGCUCUUAGAUAUUUAAAUCAAACCACCAACCUAAAGGAACUUCUGGAGUUUGCACAGAAUUAUUUACAGACAGAUGACGAGGAUACUGUAAGUUCAGAGGAAGCAGCAUCGGCUCUGUCAAGUCCUCCUGAUGAAGAGUUUGAGGGAAUCGGGGACUACGAGGAAUCUUUCCUGGCUGAAUGGUGGCAGGAACCCAAAACUAAAGGAGAUACAGGAGAACCAGCUGAAUAAGCACAAACCAAAUCAUAUACUAUUAUUUAUACUGGUACCCUGAGGGAGUCUCCAUUUGGUGUCUUUCUCAUUCCCUGUUGACUCUUUCCCCUUUUUCAUUGAAGAAGAAUUUAACUGUAUCCGGUCUGACUUUGCUUUCCAUUUUCAUUUUCAAGCUUUGUAUAAUUUUGAUGCAAGAAGUUUUAUAAUAACAGUCUUUCAUCCAGAUUUUGUUCAGUUUAGAUAAGCUUAUUUAAAAUGGAGACACAUCACCAAUCGAACCUCUGCUUAUCAACUGUUACAAAAUAAAAUGAGUUUGAGAAGGUGUAUAUUACCAUUUUGUUACAUUAAACAAGAUGACAAACA
This is a messenger RNA of Puntigrus tetrazona (Sumatra barb), 1784 nucleotides long. It is a transcript of the gene p3h4, whose product is annotated as prolyl 3-hydroxylase family member 4 (inactive). NCBI's taxonomy places the organism in Eukaryota, Metazoa, Chordata, Actinopteri, Cypriniformes, Cyprinidae. The transcript is spliced from 7 exons. Gene Ontology annotation, biological process: peptidyl-lysine hydroxylation; collagen fibril organization. The record is from RefSeq and is a predicted model, not a curated record. Gene Ontology annotation, molecular function: protein binding; collagen binding. Gene Ontology annotation, cellular component: endoplasmic reticulum. The coding region runs from base 153 to 1439 and encodes 428 amino acids.